AAAUCUCAUAGCGUUAGUUAUUCAGUUGAUAUUUUUGCUUACACUGUGGAUAUUCCUAAAUCAAUUUGUGUGUAUUCAAAUUAUGCGCCCCACAGCUCAUUUUUAUGACCCGGGGUCCCACGUUAGUGCAUUGAUUUUUGCUAUGACUUUAAAAACCUUUGGGUUUUUUUUUUGUUUGUUUGUUUGUUUUACUAUUUGUUCUGUUUUUGAUAGCCUAUGUAAAAAGUAAAAACCGUGUAAACUGUUCGGUUCCACUGAACAAUCCUUUAAUUGUCAGGAUUUGCAGCAGCCUAAAAGUAUUACUUUUCCUCUCACAAUGAGUAAGCUAACGUUACAGCAAACACAUGCUAUAUUUACAACUCAAUCUACACGUCCUGUUUACGGUGUACAUUAUAAUAGCUGGCAAAAAGUCCGUCAAGAUGAUUCAGUAAAUUGACUUUUUGUAAUAUGAAAACACCAGCCUUUGAGCUAUUUUACCAGUAGAUGACGACAAAGCUGGGCCUGCUGUCAGCUCAAGUGGAUGUUUGAUAUUGGGUACUGGACAUUUUUUUAUAAGGAUUUUACCGUAAUUUAAUACUAUUCAAAUCCAUCUGCCCAGUAAAAUCUGUCUACAUGCAACUGUACUAGUGUUAAUAUAGCUUACUUUUGUUAGGCUAUAGAAACGUCUGUGUGACCUAUGAGUGCUAAAUGGGAAAAAUAGACUAGAGCCUAUUGUUAAUCGGGGGAAACAAUGUCUUGAAUAAAAAAUAAAAGUUUCAAAUAGACCUAUAACCUCAUAACAACUUGUGAGAAUAACUGUGAUGGAGGGAAAACUCAGGGCAGAGCCGAUUUUCUCUUUUCAAUAAACUGCUAAAUUAACUUUUACACAUUUUCUAACGAGGUUUAUUACUUUAAUCUCCGUAAAAUGAUGCCUGUAACUUAACGUUGGCUCACUCAGCACCUCCCACAAUUCAUAUUCAUUUUGUAAAGAACAACGUUUAACUUGUGACUCAGCCUCAAAUGGUAAUUGUCAGGAUAUUACACAGCAGAGAGGGGCGGAGAGCUGAAGAUCCUCGCUAUUUCACUCAGACUGCCAAGCACACAAUGACACAGUCCGUUCGGUAGACCAACAUGACGUAUUCUGGAUAUUUUAUAUGGAUUUUCUUCUCCUCAUGGGGAACAAUUGCGGGCAGUGUGAGGACUCUACCUCAUGUGAUGAAGUACCAAACAGUGACACCCCAGAAGCUGAAGGAUUCAUCUCUCAUUAAUGAUGCGGCUACACAUCAGACAUACCCUGAUGUACUCCAGUACUCUUUGACGAUCGCAGGGCAAAACUACACACUGCACCUGGAAAAGAACAAAGAUCUUGUCGGGAAAAACUUUUCUGUGACACACUAUUCUGAUCAGGGCACCCAAGUCAAAACUACUCCAGAUCUUGGGGUUCACUGCUACUACCAUGGACACAUUGUGGGAGCGGAGGACUCCUCUGCCAGCGUGGCACUGUGCUCAGGAAUAAAGGGGUUUGUGCGGCUCCACGACCAAAUGUACCUAAUUGAACCUCUGGCCGGCGCCGAGGCGGGACAGGUGGACGACAGGCAGAGCUCUGAAGCUCACAGUGACGGGGGCCUUCAUGCUGUUUACAACUACAAACACCUGAGGAGGAAGAGGAGCUCCUGUUCCCAUGGAAACACGACCACUUUCUAUGAUCAUGGAGCUCAUCCGUCUGGACUGUUCCAGCUCGGCAGUAUGAAAAGCAGAGCCCAGACCAAAGACCGUAAAGGAAAACCCAGGACAGUGGAGCUGGUUGUAGUGGUCGACCAUGCGGAGUAUAAGAAGUAUGGCAGUAAGAGGACAAUAGAGGCCAGAGUGCUUGAAAUAGCAAACCAUGUGGACAAGCUGUAUCGUCCCGUGGGUGUUCGUGUGAUGCUGGUGGGUCUAGAUAUCUGGACAUACAGAGAUCAGAUAGAGGUCAGCACUGAUCCUGAGGUCACCCUUGGUCGCUUCCUCGAGUGGCGUCAGCGGAGCCUGCUGCCGAGGACCAAACACGACAACGCACAGUUCAUCACAGGUGUGGAUUUUGAUGGUUCUACUGUCGGCUUAGCCAACACCAAUGCAAUGUGCACCUCAAACUCUGGAGCUGUCAAUGAGGACCAUAACACUAACUCAAUAGGAGUGGCCUCUACUAUUGCACAUGAGAUGGGUCACAACCUGGGCUUGUCCCAUGAUACUGGAAACUGUGUCUGUGGCUCCGUAAUAUCGAAAAGAGGCUGCAUCAUGGCCGAGAGUGUUAGCUCUGAGUAUCCAGCACUGUUCAGCAGUUGCAGUCAGCAGCAGCUCAGCAGGUUCUUGGAGGAGGUCAACCCUGCCUGUCUGCUGGAUACUCCUUCUGCUGAUCGCAUCUACGGGGGGCCAGUGUGUGGAAAUGCCUUCCUGGAGCCUGGAGAGGAGUGUGACUGUGGCACCGCAAAGGAAUGCAAGAAUCCCUGUUGCAAUGCCACUACCUGCAAACUUACUGCAGGAGCCCAGUGUGCAGAGGGAGAAUGCUGCCACAACUGCCAACUGAAACCGAUAGGCAGCGCCUGCCGACAAAAAACAGGAGACUGUGACCUGGUAGAGUACUGCACUGGCUUCUCCGCCUCCUGUCCGACUGAUGCCUACACUCAAAACGGCCUGCCCUGCAACCGUGGAAAAGGAUACUGUUACAAUGGACAGUGUCCUUCACGGCAGGAACACUGCAAGAGACUUUGGGGGCCAGAUGCUGAAGUAGCUGCAGAUGCUUGUUUCUUCCAGCACGGAAACUGCAGAAAGAUACGGUCUAGCAGAUGUUCAAGCCAAGAUCAAUCCUGUGGGACACUUUUCUGCUCGGGAGGUUGGGAGUUUCCAGUGACAUCCAGGAAGUCCUUCUACAAUGUAGGAAAUGGAGACAUAUGCAAUGAGGCAACUAUGAAUCCCGAAGAUAACUACCCUGCAGAUCUGGGCUUGGUGCCUACUGGUACCAAGUGUGGCAACAACAUGGUAUGCUUCAAUCAACGGUGUGAAGACAUCAAAAACAUAAAAGUAUACGGAACAAACGACUGCUCUGCCAAAUGCAACAACCACGGGGUUUGUAACCAUGAGAGCAAGUGUCACUGCGACCCUGGCUGGGCCCCGCCUUUCUGCGAUGUACAGCAGUCGGAGCUGCCUGAAGAGGGAGGUCUGGUGAUGUUUAUUGUGUUACUGGUGGUUGGCUUACUUCUGCUGCUGGUCCUUGUUAUUGGGAGUUUGAUGUGCUGCAUCAAAAAAAGACGACCUGCAAAGAGAUGCCUCCAAUCUACCUCAGGACAAUCCAACCCGUUGUUUCAGUCAAGCGGUACACGAGGCAGCCCUCGUCUCGGGUCCACACACAUCAGCCGGCCUAUAUUUGUGGAGUCUUCAGCCACUCAGGCCUGUAAACCUCUGUCCUCUGCUACUGCCAGACCACCUACUGGAGGACUGAAGCCCAGCAGAGCAGCUCCAGAGCCACCUAAGAAAGCACCAGCUGUACCUCAGCCAUCAAGCAUUCAACAGCUUGUAAGGACGUUCAUGCAGCCACCACCAGUUUCAAGCAAGCCAAUCUAUACUGAGGAUAAGCCACGACCUCCAUCCAGACCCCUGCCACCACUUGCAACAAAACCGAUCAUGAAGCCAAAGCCUCCGAUGCCUCCAGUGAAGCCAAAGCCCUCUGCAGUCCAGUCUCCACUGCCACACACUCAGCUGCUUGCAGGGAGAGCUGCCCUGAUGCCCCCCAGCAGGCCCAGAUGACAGAGGGAAUAAUUCAGCCCGGUGUAAACACUGAGAUCCUCUGACAGAGGACAUUGUUGUUGUCCCACCUAGAAGGACCUAGAAAUACUCUCAGGAGACACUCGUCUGCUUUGAAGUGGAAAUAAGAUCCACUGAAGGAUCAGCAACAAUAAAUGACAGAGCUUUUCUGUCAAUUAUGGUCUCCCUGAGGAUUACCGCCGUCUGUGUCUUGCUUAUGUAAGCCUUCAGUAUGUUGAUGAAAACCUGAAACCGUGAUUGACAGACUCAACGUCUGUGCUUUAUAAAUGACAAAUGGCUGUGCUGCCAUGAAGAUGUUUUUUUGUUGUUGAUUUUUUUAAGGGAAAUGUCUCUCUGCCUUUAUCCUUGGAUAUGUGAACACUUUAGGCAAUUGCACUAUCGAUGCUCUAACUGUUUUACUAACAGUUACUGUUCCCUCACAUGGUUUGGUACUACUUUUCUAAGAUAUAAUUAAGGGAUUUUAAAAUGUUGCAACAAGGUAGGCACUUUACAGUUUUUUUAAUUAGGGACAUACCACAAAAGUUAUGACUUUUACUUGAACUUUUUUGUACUAACUUAGGUAUGCUUGACUUUGUGCGACUGAAUUAUUACAUGCAGCUGUUUUUGUUUUGUGGGUUGACUUGAUACAUGUUGAUUCUAAUACUUCAAGGGAUUUUAUAUUGUAUAUUCUAUCUCACACACAGUCCUUCACUCAUUAUACCAAUGCGUGUGGUCUUUCCAUACAGUGAGGAGGAUUCUGCCUUGAUGUGUCAAACUGCAAACUUUGAACUGAAAAAUGUAUUUGAACCGUUCCUAUUUAUUGAGAUCUUUUUUUUUGUCUGUAAAAUGGAGCUUACAAUAAAAGUGAAUCACCACAA
Siniperca chuatsi (mandarin fish) is the source of this 4634-nucleotide messenger RNA. It is a transcript of the gene adam8a, whose product is annotated as ADAM metallopeptidase domain 8a. NCBI's taxonomy places the organism in Eukaryota, Metazoa, Chordata, Actinopteri, Centrarchiformes, Sinipercidae. Gene Ontology annotation, biological process: regulation of cell-cell adhesion; inflammatory response; proteolysis. The transcript is spliced from 25 exons. The coding region runs from base 1111 to 3759 and encodes 882 amino acids. Gene Ontology annotation, molecular function: metalloendopeptidase activity; cell adhesion molecule binding. The record is from RefSeq and is a predicted model, not a curated record.